AUGGAUUUAUGUGAUCAGAGCAUGAAAUUUGAUAAAAAAUGUAUGAAUAAACAAGAAAAGUCGCAGUGGUGGAAUGAAAGAAAGGCAUUGGAUGAUAGAAUGAAAACCUUACUUGAAAAUAUCGAGGAUUGUUGGUUAGGCGGCUUUAAGGGCAUAUUAAUGGCAGAUACAGACAAUGAUCCUAAACGACUUGCUAAUUUCAAAGAAAAGAUGGAUAAAUUAGCACUAAAAAAUGAAAUAUGUAGUCAAACUUUUGGUAAACAAUCAACAAAAAAGAAAAUUGAUCUUCAUGUAGAAUUGUAUAGAUCUUUUCUUCGUUUAGGACCAAAUGCAACAGAUCGAGAUAUUCAAGAUAUUAUUUAUUUUCUGGUUGACAUAUAUAACAAAAAUAAUGAUCAACAAAUCGGAUAUGACGAGGUUGAUUGGGAUCAGCUUACUGUUGCUAUAAAGAUCAUUGGGAUUAAAGGUAUUCAAGAUAGUGAAAGAGUAAAAUCUAGUGUUUUAAGAGAAGUUGAAAUGUUAAAGUUCAUUAAUCAUCCGAACAUUGUAAGAUUAUUUGAUGUAGUAGAUAUUUCAACUCACUUUUGUUUAAUAUUAGAAUAUAUUCCUGGUGGAGAAUUAUUUGAUUAUGUCAAUGAUUAUUAUGAAGAGACAACUGAACAAGAUUCAAAACAAAUUUUCUUACAAUUAGUUGACAUUGUGAAAUAUCUACAUGAUAAUAACAUUGAUGUAGAUUCCAACAAAAAAGAUCUAUUAAAAUCCAAUCCAAUUAUAAAGUUAACUGAUUUCGGAUUAGCUAAAUUUGUUGAUCCAACAAAUCCUUUAUUAUCAACAAGAUGUGGAUCUGAAGAAUAUGCUGCGCCUGAACUUAUAUCUGGUAAAUCACCAUAUGAUGGUAAGAAAACAGAUAUAUGGUCAUUGGGCAUUAUAUUAUAUAGUUUAUUGGUUGGUUAUUUGCCAUUUAAUUUUGAUGGGCCAAGAAAACAAUUUUUACAUAAAAUUAUCAAAGCAGAAUUUGAUUUUCCUAAAACUUCCAUGGAAGGUGAACGUGGUAGAAGAGGUACAAUUAGUAAUGAGGCAAAAGAUUUAAUUAAAAAAAUAUUAAUGUCUGAUCCUGAUAAACGUUUUACUUUGGAAGAAAUUAGUAAUCAUGAAUGGUUAAAAUAA
This is a messenger RNA of Entrophospora sp. SA101, 1167 nucleotides long. The record is from the annotation of a GenBank genome assembly. NCBI's taxonomy places the organism in Eukaryota, Fungi, Glomeromycota, Glomeromycetes, Entrophosporales, Entrophosporaceae.